Messenger RNA from Paramuricea clavata, 924 nucleotides. The record is from the annotation of a GenBank genome assembly. NCBI's taxonomy places the organism in Eukaryota, Metazoa, Cnidaria, Anthozoa, Malacalcyonacea, Plexauridae.
AUGAACGGGGUUGAAAAUAAUUGUAACGGUGAGUGCCAUGAAAUUUACCCCACUGAAGAUGGACAUAUCAAACAACGUGUGGGAGAUGAAAGAAUCCUUGAAUCGAAUGGUCAGUUCUGCGGUGCCUUCUACCAUGUUCAUGAAUGGGGCACUAGAGAGCACUAUUGUCUUGAUGAAACAAAUUGCAUUAUCGGCCAGAGAGCGACGAACGAAAACAACUGGCGUGUACAAGCCAAAACGGUAGUCGCUGUUGUAAAGUUCGAAGAUGAAAAUGAAGAAAUUCUGUAUGAAGCAAGAUACACCAACUGCGGCGAAGAGCAAAAACACGCCGAAGAAUUCUUUAAAGAAGACAUAGAAAAUGAAAAUGGAGUAUUGGCACAAAUAGUGGAAGACAACCCAAAUGGGAUUAUAACCUUGUACCUUACGCUUCAGCCGUGCAACCAGUCCACAAGUAUUUUAGGAACAGCAAACACUCCGGCCUGCUGUGAAACACUUACAACCAUCGUUAACGACAUACUGCCACCAGAGAUAACUUUGUGCGUUAAAGCAGCCAACACAUGUCGAUUAAGUCUAAUACCAGAAAACGACCCAGAUGAUGAGACCCUGCGACAGAAUGCUGUAGCUGGAAUAAAAAUGUUGAUGGAAAUUGAACAUGUAGCUGUCAUCUGGAUGGAAAAGGACGAUUGGCACUAUCUUUUUUCCUUGACCAACGAACUAGAGAAUCGCGAAGAUCUAGAGGUUCAUGAGGGCCGCCUCGAUUUAGAUAAAUGUGUUCAGGAUAUUCUCGCUCAAAUACAAGAUGAGAUUAACCAAGAUGAAACUGGUCAAAAUGAGAAUGACCAAGAUGGGAUUGACCAAAAUGGGAUGGACCAAAAUGGGAUGGACCAAGAUGAGAUGGACCAAGACGAAAUUUAUCAAGCUUAA